This is a messenger RNA of Suillus plorans, 540 nucleotides long. RefSeq lists its product as uncharacterized. Bases 1 to 540 code for a protein of 179 amino acids. The transcript has a single exon. NCBI's taxonomy places the organism in Eukaryota, Fungi, Basidiomycota, Agaricomycetes, Boletales, Suillaceae. The record is from RefSeq and is a predicted model, not a curated record.
AUGUCAGACUCCUGCGCUCUCAAUACUGAUGGCACCCUCAAGGAUGCAUCCAAGAUCACGUUCUACAACGAUCCUGACGACGAUGUGCCCUUGCCACCAGUCCCAUCAAACGACCCUGACGACAAUGUGCCCUCAACGGAACCCAAGAAAAACGCCUUCUCAGUUCUACUCAAGACCGGACAUACGCCAGCAACCGUCACUGCAGGCUCUCGGCGCUCUGGCUGCCCUUCCAAGCCCUCAGCUCGUAUCCGUGAUGCUGACAAUGUUGCUUCAUCCUCAGGCACAAGGAAGCGUGCACGCGCAUCAUCUAGUGCUACAGAGCACCCAGUGUCUAAAAAAGUCGCUAUGCGAUUCAUAUCACCUUUGGACUCUGAUGACGAAGAUACGGCUGAUGAAGAUCUCCCUUCGGCUGCUCCUGAUCCAGGAGAAUCACCCUCUGAUGAGCUGAUCCCCCAGCUUGAUGAUGAUGAUGACGAGGCUGAGAGUCAAACUGCGAGUCAAACUGUACGUCGUAUCUUCAUCAUUGUCUUCCUUCACUGA